AUGCCGGAGCCUGGGAGCGCAGCGCCCCAGGCCUACUCCCUCUCUGCGCCGGAUUGGCGUCCGGCAUGGCAUCAUCGUGAUCAGCUUGGGACGCCUGGCUUACGUACGGCGCCGACCCAUACCAUUGUGGGGCCUUAUGCAGCACGAGCUGGCGCGCCUUUUGUGUCGCCUGUGCCUGUCGACGUCGGAUCCUCAGCAGAUCUUUGGUAUACACGUCUCUCUCGUGACUCUGUACGCACCCUCCUAGGCGAUAUGGUCGAUGCCAUACGCACGCGACGACGGCAUGGUGCUCCCACACCCAUCCGUGACCUGGCGGCAUGCGACAUGCCGACGCGCGUCACGUUGCCGGACGCGCACCUCGACACCUUUGUACGUGCCUUGGCCGAUCCUGCUCAGCCCCUUUCGGUCCUGGCACAAGCUGUGCCUCACGGCUUCCGUGGCGAACGACUCCUCGAUAUGCUAUGGCAGGGCUGCGUUCCUGGCCUCCCACGGGCACGCAGCGUCCCCCUGUCGCGCGCUUUGUGGCUCAUCCAGGUCGUAGGGGCCUCUGAUUUGCAAGCUGGUAGAGCUCGUGGACUCACACCGUUGGCCUAUACAUAUGAGUGGACAGACAAUGUACUUGCAUGGCUCGCCUCGAUGCUCACGCAUGCACCCUUCACUCCCGAGGAGCGGGCCACAUGGACAGCGCGAUGGCGGUACGCCAUGCGUCUCAUCGACACGUUGCUGUCCCAGUCCCUGUUGGUGCCUUAUCUAUACUAUGCCUGGCUGGUCGAGUCCCUCCCUCGUGCACCGGGAAAUACACGUGCUUGCCUUCUUCAGCAAGUCGCGCGGCAUUAUAAAUCGAUCUGUGCUCACACUGCGCUGGCCUCUGGCUUGGUUGGUGCCUUGAGAACGAUGGCUGACUCAAAAACCUCCACGGAGUCCGUCUCAGGUACCGUAUCAUGGCUUCGUGAGCAAGCGCAAGACUUGCUGCGUCGAUGCGUGAUGCUGGCUCCGACCACUGUAUGGGUUCACCCUGCGUGUAUUGCCUUGGGCAUGCUUCCUGCCAUCCCUGACUUUGAACGCGCCAAGGCUACGUCGCAAGCUUUGCGCACUGCCCUGGCUGCCUACUUGGACGGCGUCGAUGCAUGGGACGCCGCCUGCUGGCGCCAGCUGGACGACAACCAGACAGGAUCGACCGCAUUGUUUGUCGAGUACUUCUUACCGCGACAUGCUUCUGCGCCCAUGGCACGUCGUCGUUUGCAUAGCCUGUGUACGUGGGCCUGCACCUUGCAUCGUGUCGGGGUACAUCGCCUGUACGUCGCUGCAGCCUUAGCCCACUUGCUUGACGAGUGUCAGGCUCAGCGGCUGCUUCUUCCCGACGGACGUCGACUUUCUUGCCCAUGGCCGCCAUUCUCUCUGAGCGAAGCGGUAAUGCAAUGGCUUGAUACCCUGUCUGAAUCCGUGCCGCUUCGUCCUGCCUAUGUCGCUCGUCUUUUCGGUUUGUUCGCCCGGGAUGGUGUGCUGAGCUAUCCCUACUUUUUGCAGCGGCUCAUGGCUCGUGGCUGGAUCCGUGCGAGUGGUGACACACGGACACAGCGGCAUACGACCCACAUCCACAUGCGUUUACUGCGCAGCAUGCCUGUGCCACCCGUCUCUGUCAACAUGCAACAGCAGCGUCGCUUUGCCAUUUAUGGCGCACGGACCUCGGAAUCGUACGAAGAAGCCACAGAGCGUCGGGCGUUGCGUGAACUGAAACGCGUGCUAGAAUGGGCCACCGAUGAUCCAUCCACCCUCUCUGCCCCCGCCACGCCCAGCGCCGCGCCGUCGUCACCACUGCCCUCGUCUCCGAUUGCUCUAGCGAGCCCGCGAAGCACACCGGCCGUCACAGCGCCUACCUCGACGGCAACAUUUCACAUGGCUGAUACGCUGCAAUGGCCUACACGCGCACCCCAUGUAUGGGCGGCUUCACCUUACAUUCAGGCGCGCUUGGUCGAGCGUAUCACGCCCAUGCUGCUGCAUGAAGUACCUACCAUGCCUGCUGAUCGCUUUGUCUUGGUUGCUACCCUGCUCACGUCCAUGCACGCCAUGGACACACUUGGUCGGAUGGUCUGUGCGCUGCUUGAUGGCCACGACUUAGCCUGCCUCGUGCCUGUGUGUCAUAUUGUGGCUACGUAUGCCCGCGUAUGGGACGCCCUGGAUAUGGCCAUUCUCAUGGCCGAGCGUCUUGCACCGUACGCCUUUGGUGAAGCCUCUGUCCUCCCGGGCGCUCCUCGCGUCCUUCCGCUGGUCGGUCGGGGCAUGGUCGUUCCGAUGGCACGCACGGCACUCACUGCCUUGGGCGCGCUCGACGUACCUGUAGCGACUUAUGCGCCUAUGCCCAUGGCCGAUGUGUCCGUCCCAUCAUGCGCGACAGAUGAGGCGACACGCAUUGUCUAUACCCUCUUGCAUGAUCCAUGGCCUGCAGACGACUUGUGCUUGCCAUUGAUAUCCGCGUACUCCCUAGAACAAGCGACGACGUUGCUGGUGCGCGCUGCAUUCACAGCGCUGACCAGCACGGACAUGGUGGUGCCCAUGACGCUGGUCACAUGUCUUGCCACGCUGGCCGGCACAGCGGGUAUCAAGCUAGAUACUGUGAUCCAUACAUGUAUUCGCACCGUUUGGGAUGGGCCUAGUACGGGGGCGCUUACAUGGACCGCCCUGGUUGUGCACCUUGUCACAUUUGGCCUAGUCGAUGCCUCGACUCUGCUCCAGGAUGUAUUGGCACCCUUUAUUGCUACCGCACCACGUACCCAUCAUGGAUGGCCUGCUUGCAGAGAGCUCGUGUAUGCGAUUGCCGCUACGACAUCGCAGGCAGGUCAUGUAUGCUCCAUGCCGACACUGGGUGAAGCCACAUGGUUUGCUUUGCAUAUGCAGCAGCAACGCUUACCGUUGCGAGAUGGCCUACUUCCGCUGCUUUCAGCUAUGGAUGCAUGUGAUGUGCCAGCUCAUGAUGAGCUUGUGAUGGCUGUACAGCCACAUACACGCACCUGGUUUGCCCAGUGGCUUGCGCACCCCGAUGUGGUAUGGUCGCAAGUCCGCACGUGGCCUGCUGACACACGUAUGCAAAAGUGGACGCGCUUGGUGGCAUGGCUCGAGCCGGAGGUCGUAUGGGACUUGCAGUCAGCAUCGCAUGGGGCCUUAUCCCUUUUGCCAUGGCGUUUACAAUGGGAUACAGAAGCAUGGCCCUCGUCGUUCUUUGCGACGUGCUUGGAAAUGCCAGCAGAACUAGGUGGGUCCCCGAUGGAUGUGUUGCUUCAGUGGGAUGCGCCUCCCUCCCUUUGGGAGGCAGCACAGCGAUGGGCAUUAGAGGCUUGGGUGCAUGCCUUGGAUGCACAGCAUGGUCAUGCACAGACCCAAGCGAUUCAUGCGCUAGCGCGCUUGGUUCAUGCAGCGUUUACGAAUGAAUCUGCCGUGCCCUCCUCUACAUGGCCCCGCCAUUCUGCUUACGCUCUGCGUGUCUUGGAACGAUUUGCUCAGGCGUGGUCUAGCGCUACGCCUGCGCUUGUACGCUAUGCUGGCACACUGUGCUUGCUGCACAGUACGUCUUUGACGCAUUCUGCUUGGCCCACAAUUCUAACGCAUCUUGUACAAGAGCCUUCUCAUGCAUGGGUUCUACCUGUGACAACAUAUGUGAUGGCUCACAUGGACUCGACGAAAUUGGUAGCGUGGCUCCGGGCGCAAGCACAGACGUCGGCCGUUGUAUCAUCCUGGGCGAAGCCGCUUUUGCAUUACCAGGGUGUACCUCCUACGCCUUCGCACUUGCCUUCGCCAUGGCACAGGCGCGAUGCAUGUCUACCUUCCAAAGACGCUCUAGCAACCUCAGCACAGACCACGUCUCGUGAUCCGUGGGAUGUGCCAUUGAGUCUUCCGUCCACCAUCCCCUGUGCCCCUUUUACUCCACAAACCACACGCGAAUGGAUGCUUGUGGAUGCCCCGGAUGCACCAUGGACCCACUUACCCUCUGAGCGUUCGUACGGUGAUGGCGAUGACGCAGCUUCUAUAUACCCACGCAUGACCGGGGCGACGUUUAAGCGGGCACAUACAUCGCCAACGCGUUCCAUGAAGCGAAUGCGUACAUACUAA
This is a messenger RNA of Malassezia pachydermatis, 4104 nucleotides long. RefSeq lists its product as hypothetical. Gene Ontology annotation, cellular component: mediator complex. The transcript has a single exon. Gene Ontology annotation, biological process: regulation of transcription by RNA polymerase II. The record is from RefSeq and is a predicted model, not a curated record. Gene Ontology annotation, molecular function: transcription coregulator activity. Bases 1 to 4104 code for a protein of 1367 amino acids. Lineage: Eukaryota; Fungi; Basidiomycota; Malasseziomycetes; Malasseziales; Malasseziaceae.